GUAACUGGUAAGUACUCGAUUGACGAAACACAACAAUCAAGCGUGGUGUCAAACAUGAUACCAUCUCAGUGGAUAUUAUCUGUCAAAUUCAGCAAAAAUAACAAGCUUGAAAAUGUUUCGUCAAAAGAAAUUUUUCUAGUCGAUGGCUAAGCAUGAACUUGUUUAGCAUUGACUUUUGCCGGGAAGUGUUCUGCUAACCUACGGAGUUUCCAUGAAUGGGACAUUAUAAAUAGUUUAGAUGUUUUUGCAGCCUUCUUCAAAGAGGAUGUCAGAGAAUGUAAAUUCUGAUGACAUUGAUGGGAACCCAGCUGCCAUAUCUGUGGUACAUAUGCCAUCUCUGAAUCAGCCAGUUCAAGUGCAGUCGGUAAUCCACUCAAACCAGCCCUCCGUCAUACAAACUGCUGGUCCAAACAUACAGACAAUUCAAGUUGUUCGAGUAGCUGCAGUUGACGAUGAUAUGAAUGAAGAUUGUGAAGGAAAAAAACGAAGAGAAAUUCUGUCAAGACGACCAUCUUAUAGAAAAAUAUUAAAUGAGUUGUCAUCAUCUCCGGUGCCAAAGAUAGAGGAGGAGUCCAACAGUAGCCAGAGUCAGGAUGGGGAAAGUCAGGAGGCUGCCACUAAUCUGUCCACUCACAACAACGUCCAGUUCCAGCAAGGUGACUUAGUCCCCUCUGGAGCCAUUCAGAUAACAUCUGAUGGCACGUCAGUAGCACAGGGUCUCCAGACAUUGACCAUGACAAAUGCCAGUCCAACAACAUCAGCUGCAACAGGUGCAACCAUUGUGCAGUAUGCACAGGGACCAGAUGGACAGUUCUACAUACCAGGCACAGUGCAAGCAUACCAAAUAGCAACGUCUGGUUCAAUACCACAAGGCGUGGUGAUGGCUACAGCUGGAAGUCCAAUGUCUAGUCCUACAAACAUGGGGGAGGAAGCGUCGCGCAAACGUGAACUCCGACUUCUUAAGAAUAGGGAAGCAGCUCGGGAAUGUAGGCGGAAAAAGAAAGAUUACGUAAAGUGUUUGGAAAACAGAGUUGCUGUUCUUGAAAAUCAAAAUAAGACAUUGAUAGAGGAGUUAAAGGCUUUAAAAGAACUUUACUGUCAGAAGGAGGGAUAGAGGUCAGCUGUGAUAAUCCUUGUUAUAAUAUUGCGUGGUUUAACCUGUACAGGGGCCACAGAGGCUUUCUUAAAGCUACGCAAGAAGGUUGAAAUCCCAAUGACCAAUAACUGGUGAGUGCUAGCCACAUGGCGCCCUGCUGGCCACGGGUAUGCCAUGGUCCUGUAUGUGAUGUUGAUCGUCUCAUACACAGCGUCCUGACCACUACACCCACACUGGGUUUUCGACACAAGAUUUCCAUUGGAAAUUCUCACAUUGUCAGUCGUUUGUAAAGCUGUAUAAUGUUGAAUGAUUGUCUGGAUUUGCUGGAGAUACAAUCUGAGAGCUUAAGUUCAGAGCUAAGAUGGAUAAACUUGACAAUUCUUGAAUAAAUAUAUAUAUAUAUAUAUAAGUCUGAACAGCUACAUAAUGCCUAAGGUAUCAAUUAUUUCUUCAGUAUUUCACUAGUCUAUUUUUGACCAAGGUUUAAAAAAAACAACCUUGCAGUGUACCAAAUAAUAUCUGAUAUGUUUGAAAUAUGUGGCUGCAACAGUUUUAUUGAAAAGAAGACCUACUUUCUUGUCACACACAUUUAUGUUUUCUUUAUUGAUCUGAAAUUAUGUAUUUUGAAUUGUCUUAUCUGUUACAAUUAACAUAUGUACAUCUGAAAAUAAGUAUACAUUGUGCUUCUUUUUCUGUUGAGUCUAUAAAAUGAAAAGGAAGUUGAUACCGAUAGAUGUUUGAUGUAUUUUGUCUAAUUGAUUGAAAUUAGGGUGCCUUAUAAAAAUGCUACAUGGCAAACAAAUAUCAUGCAUAAAGAAUUGAGGGUCGUGUACUAAGUAUUUGAUGGUUAGGAGUUGUUGGAUGAGAGAGAGUGUUUUUAUGGUAAAGUUUACUUGUUGUAUUCUUUGCUCUUCUGUUAAGUUUUGCAGAAAUUUUCUAUUGUAAUCAUUGUCUUUACUCUCAACAUUGAGUAAAGUAAUACACAGGAGAAUCUUGUGUUUUAGUCAUAUAUAUAGCAUUUUGUUUUUAUCAUCAUUGAAGUCUCGUACAUGUGAUUUGAUUUUGUGACACGUUUUAAAUUCGGUAUUUCUUUCAGAUGGUUAUAUUUAAUACACAAUGCUAUAGACCAAGAAGUAUUCUCAUUUGCUCAAAAUUCCUAAAUUAUAUCAGUGUACUGCCAAAACAUUGCAUUUUAGGCUAGACAUCUGAGAACAGCAUUAUGAUCCUCAUGAUGUAACAUGCACAUUGUAAAUUGCAAGGAUCAGUAUAACAACAACACAAGAUAAUACUGAUGGCAAUUUUGUUGCAGUACUAGUCCAUUCUGUAAGUUUUGGACACGAUGAAGUUGUAAGUCUAAUUGACUUUCAAAGAAAAGAAUCUCAAACUUGUUCAAUCCAGAUUUAAUGAUGCAAUAUUGAUAUAACUUUCAUUUUGAUUUUGAUUUAUAUCCAGGGUAAUUGUAACAUUAUCUUGAAUGAUACAUACAUUUUGACAGCUCUUUGAAGGCUUCAAAUCUGUGUACUCUUGAUAACAUCCAGUCUAGGUACACAUUUUUUUGUAGGAUUUUCACCAAACUGAAGGAGACACUUCAAAAAAGUCUUUUUUUAUAUAACAUGUUAACAUGGAAAAAACAUCUAAAAUUAUGCAAAAUAUAUGUAAAAAAAAUAGUGCGACUGUUUUAAUCCUAAUAGAUAUGGAUUCAUUCCUUUGUUCUUGUGGCAUGACUUGUGUUUCCUUUUCGUGAGAUGUUCAUAAUAUUGAUGAACAAUUUAAUUUAUUGUGUCACUUAUGGCAAACACAGUAUUUGAAAACAGCAGAGUUGAAUGUAUAUAUAUUGUUCAUUUUUAAGGCGAUAGUAUUUAUUGCAAAAUUAGUGAGUAAACUUCAUGGCAAAAGAGUAUUGUUUUCACAUCUUGAUGUUUUAACUUAAUUUUACAUUGCUGUAAAUGAUCUGUUUAUCUUACAGCAUCAUCAUCAACAUAAUAAAAUGUAUAACAUAU
Pecten maximus is the source of this 3096-nucleotide messenger RNA. RefSeq names its product cAMP-responsive element modulator-like. Gene Ontology annotation, biological process: regulation of transcription by RNA polymerase II. Gene Ontology annotation, molecular function: protein binding; RNA polymerase II cis-regulatory region sequence-specific DNA binding; DNA-binding transcription factor activity, RNA polymerase II-specific. NCBI's taxonomy places the organism in Eukaryota, Metazoa, Mollusca, Bivalvia, Pectinida, Pectinidae. The transcript has 7 exons. Bases 239 to 1114 code for a protein of 291 amino acids. Gene Ontology annotation, cellular component: nucleus; transcription regulator complex. The record is from RefSeq and is a predicted model, not a curated record.